AUGUGGAGUGCCCUGUUUUCCGCUUUGUACCUGCUGGGUGUUUUCUCUGAGAGCUGCAGAGGACGGAAGCUGCCGGCGUUUCAAGACGGGGAGAAGUGUCCGCUACUGGAGAAAGAAGGUCUCCGGCUGGACCAGAGCAGCAAUGAAUUCGUAAAUAUAACUGGGGAGAAGUGUCCGCUACUGGAGAAAGAAGGUCUCCGGCUGGACCAGAGCAGCAAUGAAUUCGUAAAUAUAACUGGAUUUAAUCUAAUCAAAAGGUUUGGUCUUCUGAAGACCUCGUCGGUUAAGAAAAUACGCAAUCCCAAAGGUCCGAUGAUCCUCCGAUUAGGCAACACUUCCCUGGUUCAUCCGACGAAACAGCUGUUCCCCCGGGGCUUGCCUGAUGAAUUCACUUUGAUCAUCACUCUACUCUUGAAGAAGCAGACUACCAAAGAGAACUGGUACCUCUUCCAGAUCACUGACCCUCAGGGAUACCCCCAGCUCUCCCUGGGAAUCAACAGCAAAGAGCGAAGUCUGGAGUUCCAGGCCAAGGACCGUCACGGGGAAUCGAUUGGCGUGGUCUUUGCUGGCAAAGGCAUCACCUCCCUUUUUGACUUGAAGUGGCACAAAAUGGCAGUCAGCAUUCAAACCCAGGUGAUCUCCGUCCACGUUGACUGCAGUUACAUCUCAUCUAAGCCUCUGCAGCUGCGCCAGCGGUUGGUCAGCGAAGGCAACGCAUUCGUGGGGCUGGAGGCAGUGCGUGGGACCCCGGUGAUGUUUGACAUUCAGCAGCUGCACAUUUACUGUGACCCAGCCAUGGCAAUGCACGAGGGAUGUUGCGAGAUCUCCGACAGUGGGUGUUUUCCGGAAGCCUCCAAAACACGUCGGGAUGUGGAAGUUAUGGAGAACAAUGAAUUGAUUGAGAUCAACCCCCAAACGGAAGGCAAGGUUUACACGCGCUGUUUCUGCUUGGAAGAACCUCAAAGCAAACAGGAGGUGAGAGCCUCUGGGAAGGUUUCUGUGAAAGGAGAUCAAGGAGAAAAGUGUCUUCCAUGUGACAAGAGGUCACCAUAUGCAAAUGCUACCCUGGGUCCUCCUGGUUUGAAGGGCGGGAAAGGCGAACGGGGAUCUCCAGGAAUCUAUGGAUCCAAAGGGGAAAAAGGGGAUCGUGGUGCUGACUGUGUCCGGAUCUCACCUGAAGCUCCAUUACAGUGUGCUGAAGGCCCACAAGGGGAGAAGGGAGACCGAGGAGAAAAGGGGCUUCAAGGAUUGAUUGGAGGUCUCGGGCAGAAAGGACAGAAGGGUGAGAAAGGUGACUUUGGACUUCAAGGAAAAUCAGGCACCCCUGGGCGAGAUGGCCGACCUGGAGAGCUGUGCAUAGUGGGGCCCAAAGGCCAAAAGGGUGAUCCAGGUUUCGUUGGCCCCGAAGGGCUUGCUGGAGAACCAGGACCUCCAGGGUUGCCAGGCCCACCUGGAAUCGGCCUUCCAGGAAAACCAGGUGAUCCCGGUGGGCCCCCAGGUUUGGCAGGAGAGAAGGGCAGUUCAGGACCUCCAGGGGACAGUGGAUCUCCUGGGAAGCCAGGAAAACCAGGAACCCCAGGCCUGAAAGGUGUAAAGGGUGAUCCAUGUGAAGUUUGCCCUACUAUUACGGAUGGAAACCAAAUUGGCCUUCCUGGGAAUCCAGGAGCCAAGGGGGAACCUGGACCGCCUGGGAAACCCGGCAAAUCGGACAAACCUGGGCCCCUAGGAACUAAAGGCAACAGGGGAGACCAUGGACUUUUCGGGCCUAUCGGCAAACCUGGAAUCCAGGGCAAUAAAGGGGACACUGGCGGUCCAGGAGUCAAAGGCGAGAAGGGUGAAUCAUGCACGUCCUGCUCUUCUCUCGAAGGUGGAAAAGUUACAAUCAGUGUCCCUGGGACUCAAGGUGAAAAGGGCGAACCAGGUGUCCCUGGGAUUGGACUUCCUGGAAAACAAGGAAUACCUGGAGAAGCUGGAAUAAAAGGACAGAAGGGUGAUGGAGGAAACCCAGGUGAUCCGGGCACACCUGGUGAAGCAGGUUUGCAUGGCCUCCCUGGUGAGCCUGGCAUCAGAGGACUAGCAGGGGUGAAAGGUGAAAAGGGAGAGGCUUGUGAGUCAUGUUCCAUAAUCAGCACAGACCAAUCUGGAGUAGUUGGUGUCCCAGGCAUACCUGGUCAAAAAGGGGAUCCUGGUCUUCCAGGUGUGGGUCAGCCAGGCAAACCUGGAAAACCAGGACUUCCAGGUGUUCAGGGGCCUCCUGGCCUGAAGGGGUUGCAGGGGGAACCAGGUACCUCUGGCAUAGGAAUCCAAGGGCCAGAAGGAGAACCUGGGCAGAAAGGUGUACCAGGAAAUCCAGGGCCUCCAGGACCUCGCGGUCCAGUAGGAAAUGCUGGAAUAAAAGGUGCAAAGGGCUCGCUAGGUGUUAAAGGUGCCAUUGGUCCCCCUGGGCUUCCAGGUCCAUCCAUUCCUGGCCCACAGGGGGAACCAGGUCCAUCCAUUCCUGGCCCACAGGGUCCAGAAGGCCAACAAGGCCUGCCCGGAGUUCCUGGUUCCAAUGGUUUAAUGGGUGAAAGAGGUACCAAAGGCGAGAAGGGAGAUUCUGGCGAAUGCACCUGCCAGCCUGGCUCUCGCCCGGACACAGGCCAUGGUCUUCCGGGCGCUCCGGGACUGUGGAUCGGGAAUCCCUGGCAGUCUCAGCCAGGUCCUCAGGGACCUCCAGGUGCUCCAGGACCUCCAGGCCCACCAGGAGCCCCGGGAAUUCAGGAAAACCUCUGUGAAACCUGCAACUCCCAAGGCUCUAACGGGAUAAAAGGAGAAAAGGGAGAUCGGGGCCAACCUGGAGCUCCGGGCAUAGAUAACUGUGCAGAGUGCCACCGUGAGCACCCUGAAGACGAGGCCCAGCCCGACAACAAUGAUCCUGAUUGUGCUGGAGGACAUCCUGGAAGCCCUGGCUAUCCUGGACAGAGGGGCGAGCAGGGUCCACCAGGCUUACGAGGUUCUCCAGGCCCUCCUGGACCAACUGGCCCCCCAGGUUUUCCGGGAGUGCCUGGCCCACCUGGAUUACCUGGACUCCAGGGCGAACGUGGGCCAGUUGGAAUCCAUGGAUCCAAGGGAGAGCCAGGUCCUCCAGGUCAGCCCGGAUAUCCUGGAUCAGUAGGACCCCCCGGGCUCCCGGGUUCCAAAGGGGAACGGGGCUAUGUUGGACCCCCAGGAGAGAAAGGAGAAUCGGGGCCCCCUGGCACAGAUGGACCUAUAGGACCCAUAGGACCCUCGGGUCCCAGAGGAGAACGAGGAUUGCCAGGCAGCUCAGGAGAAAAAGGAGACCAGGGUUUUCAAGGCCAGCCUGGCUUUCCGGGGGCACCAGGUCCUCCAGGUUUUCCAGGAAAAGCAGGAUCUCCUGGGCCUCAAGGCCCCCCAGCCGAAAAGGGCAGUGAAGGGAUGCGCGGGUCUCCUGGCAUGGCUGGUCCCCCCGGGCCUCCAGGACAACCUGGACUACAGGGUCCACCUGGCCUGGAGGGACAAGAUGGAAAAGAUGGAAAACCAGGGUCACGGGGUGACUCAGGACCACCAGGACCUCCAGGAAUGAUGGGCCCUCCAGGAUUCAAAGGGAAAACAGGUCAUCCUGGCCUGCCAGGACAGAAGGGUGAUUGUGGUAAGCCAGGACCUCCUGGAAAUACAGGCCGGGCUGGAGCUGAGGGCGAGCCCGGUCUUGUGGGGCCUCAAGGUAGACCAGGACCUCCUGGACAUGUCGGUACACCUGGAAGCCCUGGGCAACCUGGUCCAUCAGGGCUUGCUGGAGUAGGUCUGAAGGGUGAACGGGGGUCUCCUGGAGAAAGAGGUCUCGGUGGGCUCCCAGGCCAGCCGGGAACACCGGGUCACCCAGGCCCACCGGGUGAGCCAGGCUUGGAUGGACUGACAGGCAAAGAGGGAUCUCCUGGAAAACCAGGUUCUCCUGGUCCUUCCGGACAGAAAGGGGACUAUGGCACUCCCGGGGAGACGGGCCAACCUGGAGAGAAAGGCAGAGCGGGGAUGCCAGGAGGCCCAGGGAAAAGUGGUGAAAUGGGACCCGUGGGACCGCGUGGGUCCCCUGGGGAGAGAGGACAUCCUGGCUCACCUGGCCCUACAGGAAACCCUGGGAAUCCAGGCCUGCCGGGGACGUCGGGAGAUGCCAUCAGCUAUGACCAGAUCCGGAUGUUCAUCAGAGAAGAGUUCCAAAAAAUGUUUGAUGAGCGGAUUCGGUACUAUACUUCCCAACUGCCCGUAUCACCGGUAGAAGUCCUUUCCCAGCCAGGGAGACCAGGACCACCUGGAAAAGACGGAAUGCCGGGACGGUCAGGUCCUCCUGGUUCUCCGGGACUGCCUGGACAAAUUGGAAGGGAAGGCCGGCAAGGUCUGCCCGGCAUGAGAGGUGAGCCCGGAAUCAAAGGAGACAAAGGAGACAAAGGGACUGGAAUCAUGGGGGAGAGUGGACCACCAGGCUCUCCAGGCAUGCAGGGGCCUCCAGGCUAUGGGAAAAUGGGCCUUCCAGGGCCCAUGGGGCAGCAAGGUAUUCCGGGCAUCCCGGGACCACCAGGAAUCACGGGCCCUCCUGGGAAAGCCGGUCACUGCAACCCUUCAGACUGUUUUGGCAUGAUGCCCAGGGAGCAGCCCAUGUACCAGCCCAAAAACAUGAAGGGGCCUAUGGGCUAAAGAAUGUUCUCCUUUCCCUCCCCACAAAGGACUCCAUUUGGAAUAGCCAAAGAUCAAGUCUUCCAUCAUGACUGGCUGUGAUGAUGAUGAUGAUGCUUUUAUUGUUGUUAAUAUUUUGACUAUAUUUUUCUCCAGUGGAGUUCAACUUCUUAUCAUGAUGGCAUUGUUGUUGUUUUUUUAAAAAAAGAACUACCAGGAUAUCUGUGUGUCUGUGUGUGGGAGAGAGAGAGAAGAUUUCUGUGUGUGAAUGUUUCCAUAUUCUGACUGAUUUUUACCCCCAGUCAGCAAAAUGUAUUCAAGACAAAAACCUCAGUUUUCCCUGGUGGAGAGGAAGAUUCUGCUCAUUAUUUUUCCUGCCUCAUUAGGAGUUAUUAUUUCCACAAUGCAGACAGUAUCUGUUGAAAAUUUUAAGAAAAUAUACAAAGGGGGAAUGCUGUGGUUUAAUUUCGGUUUUUUUUAUUGGAUUUUCCCUCUUAGCAUGAGUUAUAAUGGAUCCGGGAGGCAAGAGAUAAACAGUUCUAAAUUGGUAGAACAAAAUUGCCUCAGUUUUGGAAUCUCACCAGCCAGGCUAUUGAAAAUCAGGAAAUGGUCACCUAUCACAUCUCAAGAGCGCACGAUGAGAAAGGCUGCCCUACCAAGUAUUUACACACCUCUCUUGGAGCAAAUUGCACAAGUAAAUCCAGCGGAAUUUACUUCUAGUAGAUGUACGUGAAAUUGUACUGGGGAAAAAAAGUCACUUCAUAGUUCGCAGACUUUCCCCCCUUAAUUGAAAUGAAAAAAAAUGGGAACAAAAAUUUAAAGUAUUAAAAGUUGCAUUGGGUCUUUGGAGGUGAAAAAAAAAAUCUAAGGAACUCCUGAAAUUGAAAACAAAACAAGUUGUGUGAUAUUUAGGAUGUCUGAAUGGGAGUAUUAUCUUACGGUGUAAUUACUUUUCCAGAUGUCCAACAUUCUGUUUUCUUCCUGUUGUAUGAAAUGUGUGGGACCAUGUACCUUCUGGAAUUAAUUAAUUUUUCCUUGAA
Messenger RNA from Protobothrops mucrosquamatus (brown spotted pit viper), 5705 nucleotides. RefSeq names its product collagen type XVI alpha 1 chain (gene COL16A1). The record is from RefSeq and is a predicted model, not a curated record. The coding region runs from base 1 to 4686 and encodes 1561 amino acids. Lineage: Eukaryota; Metazoa; Chordata; Lepidosauria; Squamata; Viperidae. The transcript has 68 exons.